This is a messenger RNA of Cucurbitaria berberidis CBS 394.84, 730 nucleotides long. RefSeq lists its product as uncharacterized. The annotation marks the transcript as partial. The transcript has a single exon. The record is from RefSeq and is a predicted model, not a curated record. Lineage: Eukaryota; Fungi; Ascomycota; Dothideomycetes; Pleosporales; Cucurbitariaceae.
GGCAUAAGAAAACUGAUUCUAUCUUAUUUUUGCGUGUAUAUCCGCUAGCCGCGUUCCAAACUCAUCAAACUUUAACUGGAUGACUGCACCUCGCAGUCUUGGAGACCAGCCUCAGCAUUAGGCGUCACCGUACCCCUCCUUAGCCACCCCACCACUUGCCAAUUGGCGGCAAUCUGCAUUUGUGAUCUAAUAGCAGAUGCGGGGUAGGAUCUAGCAACUGUCUUAUAUCAACGAAAAUAUAUAAGCAAACAAGGGACCUACAUUUUCGAUACUCCUUACUCCAGAUUUGACGCAUAGCAGAACAACUAUAUCGCACCGUGACUAUGGCUGAGCCGCAGAACUUCAACCCACCCGAACACGACCCUAUCUCGCCAUCGUACUCUCAGAUUUCACGCGUACCAAUAUCUUCAACACACACUCUGGUCUCUAUCGCAGGCCAGGUCGGCUACGACACCACUACUCAUACGAUCCCGCCUACCCUGGGCGAGCAAUGCAGUCUCGCGUUUGCGAACGUGGACAAAUGCCUUGAAUUGGUAGGCGCAACGAGGAAAGACGUUGUGCAAACUAGACAGUAUGUUGUGGGGUUGUUGAAGGGAGGGGAGGGAGGGAAAGGGCAGGAUCCAGAGAGGAACAAGAGGUAUUUGGAGUGGCUGGGGGAUUCUCCGCCGCCGCCGAGUGCGCUUUUGGGAGUUGAGAGUUUGGCGCAUGAGAAGUUGCUGUAUGAGAUUGA